AUGACAUUUUUCUAUGAUCUUGGAGGAGAAAAGCUCCUCGAAGUUGGAAGUUUAAAUAAUCCUAAUGUUGAUCUGUAAAAGUUUGUAGCUUUCGCAUUAAUUGGGAAAGCUAAUGAAGAGAGAGUUUCCAAUUUUAAUGAUUGUCCCUUUGAAUUUUCUCUUUUUCAUAAUAGAAACUGGACUUAGAGUGUUGGAUUUACUAAAUUUUCUUUUGGAUCAGACAUAUUAGUAAUCAUUUGA
Molecule: messenger RNA, 240 nt
Organism: Stylonychia lemnae
Lineage: Eukaryota; Ciliophora; Spirotrichea; Sporadotrichida; Oxytrichidae
Source: the annotation of a GenBank genome assembly